AUGGCAACAUCGGCAGACGGGAUAGCAGCAUCAGGAGAUCGCAGCGUGGUUACAACGCCGGUUGGAAGGCUUGCUGAGUUCAGUCCCGACACUGGAAGCAUCGAAGUCUACAUCGAAAGAUUCGAGGUCUUCGCAAGCGCUAACAACAUUGACGAGCCGAGGAAGGCGCAAGUGUUCUUGACAGUCCUAGGUGAAAAAGCCUACGUGACACUACGAAGCCUUCUGCUGCCUAAGAGUCCGGCUGACUCCAAGUAUGCUGAUAUCACGAAAGUGCUGCGCGAGCACUACGCACCACGGAGAUCCAUAGUCACGGAACGGUACAGGUUCCAUCGCAGGGAUCAAGGCCAAAGUGAAACAAUUGGAGAAUUCGUCGUCGAGCUCAAGAAGCUAGCGGCAACAUGCGAGUUCGGCAGCUUCCUUGAAGAAAGUCUUCGAGAUCGGCUAAUCUCGGGUCUUCGCAGCGAGGACAUCCGAUGCCGUCUGCUGUCGUUACCGAACAAGCAGGCGACAUGGGAACGAGUUCUAAACAUCGCCACCGCCAUGGAAACCGCAAAGAACGACACCAAAGAAAUUCUCCCAGCUCCUGCGGACGUCAACUGGCAGAACAAGCCGACGCCUAAAAGGAAGCCAAUGAGCAAAAGCAAAACAGCGGCCACAAUGGGGACUGCCACCUGUAAACCAGGGAAGCCGCGGAAAGAAGGACUUUCUCGCGAGGGACAAGGAAAAUGUUUCAGGUGUGGUGAUGAGCAUUUUGCUAGGGCAUGUCCAUUUUUGCAGAGUCAGUGUUUCAAAUGUUCGAAAAAGGGCCAUGUUGCUAAAAUGUGUCGAACUAAACAAACGCAUUGCAUUGACCAAAGCACAACAGAGGCGAAACUGUUGGCAAUAGGGCAUAACCAGAGAGAUGGUCAGACAUCUCCUUUAGUAGUAAAGCUACACAUAAAUGGCAAAGAGGUUCCAAUGGAACUUGAUACAGGAUCAGCAGUGUCUCUAAUGUCGGAAAGCGAAUUUGAAAAAUGUUUUCCCGAUGCUGAGUGGUCCGCAACUGAUGUGCGCUUGGUCACAUACAACGGAACACCUGUAAAUGUGAAGGGUUCCGCGCAAGUUGAUGUGAGCUAUGGCACACAGCGCCAUGAGCUGCCGCUUGUAAUAGUCAAGCAUGAAUCGGGCUUGAGGAUGCCAACACUUUUGGGGCGUAACUGGUUGUCGAAAAUAAGGUUAGAUUGGUCAGAAGUCGUACCUGUGUACACCAUUCAGACAGAAAAUUCUCUUUUGAAAAAGUACCAUGAAGUGUUUGCAAAAGGAUACGGUACAAUCAAGGGCUUCAAUGGGAGCAUUGUUCUGAAGGAGAAUGUGUCACCCCUUUUUUGUAAGGCUAGACCAGUUCCAUACGCCGUGUUGGAGCAAGUUGAAAAAGAAUUGCAUGACCUUGAGAGAGCUGACAUCAUAUAUCGAGUCAAGCACAGUGAAUGGGCGACCCCUCUUGUGAUAGUGCCAAAGAAAGACAAUUCUGUUAGGAUAUGUGGGGACUACAGAAUUACUGCAAAUCCGCGAAUAGAGGUGGAUCAGUACCCACUGCCUUUACCGGAGGACAUCUUUGCAUCUGUAGUAGGAGGCACAAAUUUCACAGUUCUAGAUCUCUCUAAGGCUUACCUGCAACUUCAACUUGAUGAACGCGCCCAAGAGCUAUUGACAGUGAACACUCAUUUGGGUCUUUUUAGAUUUAAAAGACUGCCGUACGGAGUAGCAAGCGCUCCUGCGAUGUUCCAAGCAGUAAUGGACCAGAUUUUACGAGGAAUUCCUGGCACUGCAUGCUACAUAGAUGAUGUACUUAUUUCAGGAAAAGAUAAGCAAGAGUGCUACGAAAGAACCGAAAGAGUACUUAAGAAGCUACAGGAUCAUGGAAUCCGCGUUAAUGCAGAAAAAUGCUCGUUCUUUCAAAGUAAAGUGCGCUAUCUGGGACACGUAAUUGACAAGAAUGGGUUGCACCCAGCACCAGACAAGGUGGAAGCUAUCAUGCUUGCUCCCCAGCCAAAGGAUGUUACACAGCUCAAAGCAUUUCUUGGCCUCGUUAACUUCUAUGCGAAGUUCAUGCCAAAUCUGGCAACUCUGCUUGAGCCAUUACACAACUUGCUGCGCAAAGAAAGUGCAUGGAAAUGGUCAAGUCAGUGUGACAAGUGUUUCAGAGAAUGCAAAGAAUUGCUGUGUAAUAACCAGCUAUUGCAGAUUUAUGAUGUCAGAAAAGAUUUGCGUCUGACAUGUGAUGCGUCUGCAUACGGCCUAGGGGCCGUGCUGUCUCAUGUGGUUGAUGGUCAUGAAAAACCUGUUGCCUUUGCGUCUCGAUCAAUGACCCAAACUGAGCGCAAUUACGCGCAAAUCGAGAAAGAGGGACUUGCCAUUAUUUUUGGAAUCAAGAAAUUUCACAAAUACUUGUACGGUCGCAAGUUCGAAAUUUUCACGGACCACAAGCCACUGACUGCUCUUUUUGACCCUAAGCGUCCAGCAAGCUCUGUGGCUGCUGCGCGAGUGCACCGUUGGUUACACGUACUGUCAAAUUACCGUUACCAGGUCACGUAUAAGGCAGGACGUACGAUUGGCAAUGCUGAUGGUUUGUCGAGGCUCCCCCUGCCUGAAACUACUGAAGAGUCUGAAAGCAUUUUUUAUUUUGCACCGAUACAAGACCUUCCUGUCACAGUUAAAGAGGUUGAGCUAGAGACAGCCAGAGAUGAAGUGCUCCGCGUUGUACGUGAAUUCACAUGGAGCGGUUGGCCAAACAAAGUUUCUGACGAGCUAAAGCCGUACUUUGUAAGGAAGUUAGAAAUGAGUGUGCACAUGGGUUGUUUAGUGUGGAAUAACAGAGUUGUGAUUCCCGCUUCACUUCAAAGUGACGUUCUUGGACUGCUGCACGAACAGCACAUCGGUAUCACUAAGAUGAAGGCAAUCGCUAGAUCAAUGGUCUGGUGGCCUGCUAUUGAUCGCAGUAUUGAGGAAAUCACUAGAAAGUGUGAUAUUUGCCAGAGUGUUGCUUCGUUCGGUCAGCCCACUCCAUUGCAACCGUGGAGGUGGUGUGAGAAUGCGUGGGAGAGAGUACACUUAGAUUUUGCAGAGAAAAAUGGCAAAUCAUUUCUCCUUGCUGUGGACUCCCAUUCGAAGUGGCUAGAGGUAAAAAUCAUGAACUCCACAACAGCGCAAAAGACAAUCGAAGUAGUGAGAUCUAUGUUUGCUGCAUAUGGAUUGCCACACGAAAUUGUUACAGACAAUGGCCCUCAGUUCAGAGCCCAAGAAUUUGAGGACUUUCUAAAAGCAACGGUGUGA
Rhipicephalus sanguineus (brown dog tick) is the source of this 3312-nucleotide messenger RNA. RefSeq lists its product as uncharacterized. The transcript has a single exon. The record is from RefSeq and is a predicted model, not a curated record. Gene Ontology annotation, biological process: DNA integration; proteolysis. NCBI's taxonomy places the organism in Eukaryota, Metazoa, Arthropoda, Arachnida, Ixodida, Ixodidae. The coding region runs from base 1 to 3312 and encodes 1103 amino acids. Gene Ontology annotation, molecular function: nucleic acid binding; zinc ion binding; aspartic-type endopeptidase activity.